Messenger RNA from Penicillium antarcticum, 1500 nucleotides. RefSeq lists its product as uncharacterized. The record is from RefSeq and is a predicted model, not a curated record. The transcript is spliced from 2 exons. Lineage: Eukaryota; Fungi; Ascomycota; Eurotiomycetes; Eurotiales; Aspergillaceae. The coding region runs from base 1 to 1500 and encodes 499 amino acids.
AUGGAUUUCGUUCGUAAGGCCGAAGAGGCCUUGACUGGCAAGAACAAGGAGUCCAAGGAGUCGACUCAGUCCUCCAACCAUGGCCCUCACUCGUCCAACCUGGCCAACAAGCUUGACCCCCGUGUUGACAGUGACCGCGACAACCGCGCUGACCACACUGGUGUCCACCACACUGGUGCUACUGGAACUACUGGAACUACUGGAACCACGGGCACUACCGGUGCUACCACUGGUGCUACCACUGAUACUACCACAGGAAACACUGGCACUGUCCACAAGUCCAGCAUUGCCAACAAGCUCGACCCCCGCGUUGACGCUGAUGCCGCCAACCGUGCCAAUGUUACUUCCACUGGCACCACUGGCACUCACGGUGCGGGUACUACCCACGGUACCCACAACACUGCCGGUACUACUGGUCUGACCGGUACUGGUACUCACGGCACCCACGCCUACGGCAGCACCAACGCUGGCCCUCAUGACUCUAACGUCGCCAACAAGGUUGACCCCCGCGUCGACUCUGACCGCGACAACCGUGCUAAGCAUGAUACCUUUGGCACUACUGGUGCCACUCACGGUACUUCUGGCCGGACUGGUUCUCACGGUACUGGUGCUACUCAUGGUACCUCUGGCUUGACCGGUACUCAUGGUACUGGUGCUACUCACGGUACCUCUGGCUUAACUGGUACCCACGGUACCCACGGCACCACUGGAACUACUGGUACCGCUGGCGUGGCUGGCACCCACGCUGCCACUGGCACUUCCCACACCGGCAGCACCAAUGUCGGCCCUCACGAUUCCAAGAUCACCAACAAGCUCGACCCCCGUGUUGACUCUGACCGUGACAACCGCGCCAAGCAUGAUACUUUCGGCACCACUGGCACCACUGGUGCUACCGGUACCUCUGGCCUGACUGGCUCCCACGGCACUACUGGCCUGACCGGUACUGGUACUCACGGUACUCUCGGUACCCAUGCUACCCACGGCAGCACCAAUGUCGGUCCCCACGACUCCAACGUCGCCAACAAGGCCGAUCCCCGCAUCGACUCUGACCUCGACAACCGUGCCUUGCACCACGGCCACACUCACGGCGCUGGCUCUGCUGGUUUCGAACCUGAGAUGCAUGGUGCUGCUACCCGCACUGCUGGAACUACCACUGGCACUGGCAUGACGGGCUCCGGUCUUGAUACUCGGACUUCGGGUGCCCCUGCCGGUAGCUCUUACACCUCUGGUAAUACUGGCCAUCUUGGUUCCACUGGCACCGCUGCUACUACCGGCACUGGCAUGACUGGCACCGGUCUUGAUACUCCUCGUACUGUGGGUGCCCCUGCCGGUAGCUCUUACACCUCUGGUAAUACUGGUCAUCUUGGUUCCACUGGUACCACUGCUACUACCGGCGCUACUACUGGACCUCACGACUCCAAGAUCGCCAACAAGCUUGAUCCCCGUGUUGACUCUGAUGCCAGCCGUGUUGAGUCUGCUGGACUCCAGCGCCAGCUCUAG